Podarcis lilfordi (Lilford's wall lizard) is the source of this 3537-nucleotide messenger RNA. The record is from the annotation of a GenBank genome assembly. NCBI's taxonomy places the organism in Eukaryota, Metazoa, Chordata, Lepidosauria, Squamata, Lacertidae.
UCCUCCCUGCCCCCCCCCCACCGGCUGGUUUCUUGGUCCUCAGUCUGCAAUGGCCGCCCACCUCCUGCCAUGUCUUCCAAGCACAGCUCCUGCCAGGAGGUCGGGGACUUGGCCAUCAAGUUUCUGGGCGGCCUGGUCUUGCUCUGCGUAGCCAACAACGUCAUUGCUCUGGUGAGGACGGUAGAAAGGUGUUGGGGGGAGGAAUAAUGCCUGCUAGGCCAGAGGCCUGGGAUGCGGGUGGCGCUGUGGGUUAAACCACAGAGCCUAGGGCUUGCCUAUCAGAAGGUCGGCGGUUCGAAUCCCCGCAACGGGGUGAGCUCCCAUUGCUCAGUCCCUGCUCCUGCCAACCUAGCAGUUCGAAAGCACGUCAAAGUGCAAGUAGAUAAAAAGGUACCGCUCCGGCGGGAAGGUAAACGGCGUUUCCGUGCGCUGCUCUGGUUCACCAGAAGCGGCUUAGUCAUGCUGGCCACAUGACCUGGAAGUUGUACGCCGGCUCCCUCGGCCAAUAAAGCGAGAUGAGCGCCGCAACCCCAGAGUCGGCCGCAACUGGACCUAAUGGUCAGGGGUCCCUUUACCUUUACCUUUAACAUGGGGAUUAGCAGCUAAUAAAAGUUUGGGUUCUCUUUUGUUCGGGGCUUCCACCUUGUUCCACCUGGUGACAGGUGGGAGUCCUGUGGCGACAGUCUUCAAUCAAGACCAAGCCUACUGGCUGCUGUUUUGCUCUGGUAUUCCUGGCUGGGGUUCUUGUUUUUUUUGUCCAAGGGAGCCCUCAGAUUUCUCUGUUAACACCCCCAAAUAUUAAGUCUCCAGCUGCCAACAGUGGCCAGCCAGGGGCGCCAGAGUCCACCCCUGACCUCUUCCCUCUGGCUCUGGGGCAGGAAAUUCAAGAAUUGUAGACCUGUAGAUUUGGGAGGGACCCCUAAGGGUCAUCUAGACCAACCCCCUGAAAUGCAGGAAUGACCCAAGCCCAAAUGGCCCACCUGAAGCUGGGACUGGUUUUUGGAGGAGGGCACCUGAUGCCCCACUCACUGGACCUGCUGACCUCAUAAAAGCCAGCAGGGAAGGGCUGAGCGAUCAGCUCUGUGGGGCAGGGAAUACUUUCCUCUGUGAAGGAGCGUUCCCAGACCCGGUCUCAAAUCUUCCAUUCUUGGGCAAGGUGAUUGAGGGGGGUUGCUGAACGACUCCAGGCACGCCUGGAAGAAGUGGACCAUUUGGGUCCCUUCCAGUCAGGAUUCAGGCCUCAUCACGGGACUGGAACAGCUUUGGUCGGGAGAAGUGAGGUUACAGGGAACCAGGCAGAGGGCCUGGUUUUUUCUUGGUGGUGGCACCCGCCCUGUGGAACGGCCACAUAAACAACGAUCUGACUUUCAGAAGACACCUGAAGGCAGCCCUGUUUAGGGAAGUUUUUAAUGUUUGGUCUUUUAUCGCUAUUAUUAUUCUGUUGGCAGCCGCCCAGAAUGGCUGGGGAAACCCAGCCAGAUGGGCGGGAUAUAAAUAAAUUAUUAUUAUUAUUAUUAUUAUUAUUAUUUCUCCCCCCUCCCCAGCUCUGCCUGCCUCCGCCGCCCUUCAGCAGCAAAGAGGUUCCCCGGAGCAAGCGCAAGAGAGAGAAGCAGGAAAGGGAGGAGCAGGAGGCGAAGGAGGCGCUGGAGCCGACAAGCAGCCAAGGUCGGGGAAUCAUUUUUGUGGGAUGAGAAAACUUGGGGAGCCACCAGAGGCGGGGGGGGGGGGCAGGAACAAUGCAGGGGCAGCCUUGGACCAAGAUCCCCAUCCACAUCCUGGCCCCCUCCUCUGAGAGUGAGGUGGCCACAUCAGGCGACUGAUUUUGGGGUGUUGAGAAAAUGCAUUUGAAUAGUUGCAUUUGAACGGUAAGGGAAAGAGAGAGUAAAACCCCUGCUUGCAGGAUCCUCUACCUCAGAUGAUGAUGAUGAUGAUAAUGAUAAUAAUAAUAAUAAUAAUAUUUAAUUUAUAUCCCGCCCUCCCCAGCCGAAGCCGGGCUCAGAGCAGCUAACAACAGUAACAGUAACACAGUUUACAUAAAAUCACAAUCAAUUAAUUGAAAUGCAUUCUAAUAUCAAUUCAUUCUAAAAUCAAUUCAGAGUCAAAUUAAUGGCAACCAUUGGGCUAGAGUUCUGUGGGGAUUACCAAAGGAGGGGGUCAGACUGUGCCCUGGCCAAAGGUCUGGUGGAACAGCUCUGUCUUGCAGGCCCUGCGGAAAGAUGUCUAGUCCCGCAGGGCCCUGGUCUCUUGUGACAGAGCGUUCCACCAGAUCGGGGCCACGACCGAAAAGGCCCUGGCCCUAGUUGAGGCCAGCCUAACCUCCCUGUGGACCUCCAAGAUUGGCUGACUUUGGCUGCUAUGCAGAGAGAGAGAGAGUCUUUGCUGUUGUGCUUGAGGCAGGAAAACUCUGGAGCUCGCGGGACCAACCACACACACACACACACACACACACACACACACACAGCCCCUGCCGCCUCAGAGCACCUUCCUGCUAAUGCUCCCUUGGAGAGGCUUCCCUUACACGAAAUCUAUAAUUUAGUGUGGCAGCACAUACAACUUUGGAACUCCCUACUGUUUGACACCAGGCAGGAACCUUCAACGGCACUACUUCCGGCGCCAGGUGCUUAGAAAUUGCAUUCUGUCCUGUGCGCAUUAAAGUCAGGUUACAAAUUAUUCCCCAUUUCCCCGGGUAACGGUAUAUCUUCCUGGUAAACCGCUCGAUGGUGUUGCUGUCGCCGUUUCCUACAAGUAGGCGGUGCAAAAAAACAAAAAAAACCCCUCAUGCAAUGAAAAUCUCCCGUCGGGUGGGCCGGUGUGACUUUGGGUACUGGAACGGCCGAGUGCCUCUGGCGCACGGAAAGGUCCGCAGAUAGGAGUGCGUCAAAAUUGGGACGGGGGCACAGAGAGGGAGCAGCAAUUUGGGGACCCUCCUCCUUCGGGCCUCACCAUCUUCAUUCUCUCUCUCUCUCUCCGCACCCCAAUUUGCAGAAGGCGGACGCCCCAAGAGCGCGCGCAGCACCCACCGCGCCUCCUCUCGUCCAGAGGCGGCUCCCCGGACGCACAGACACAGCUCCAGCCGGGCGGCCCUCGGCGGCGGCAGCGGAGUGAGCCGUCGGGGCUCCAGGCGGGACGGGACCGACGGGAAGCGCCCCGAGCCGUCGAGCAGCGCCCGACGGCGGGAGCAGCAGCAGCAACCCGAGGAGUUGGAGGACCCGUCGGGGCGGCGCCGGCGCUCGGGGCAGCAGGUGCCGAGCCGCUCGCCGUCCCCUCGGGAGCGCCGCCUGCGCGCCCCCUGCCCCUCCAAGAUCCUGAUCCUGCGCACGGACUCCAAGGGCGAAGUGCCCAAAGGGAGCUGCGGCGGCGCCCCUCGAGGGCAGGUGGUCUACGACGCGCGCUGGCUCCCCUGCGUCCUGGGCGAGGGCGGACAGGCGACGCUGCUGCCCCAGCAGCUCCGAGAGCUGUGCGGCCGGACGCCCCCCAUCAGGCGGCCAGGGGGGGUCUCGCCCGCCCGAGUCAGUAAAGAAGUCGCGAAGUGAGCCC